AUGGGUACGCGCCCCUUUACCCCCCUCCUCCCUCUAAUAUCGUCUUCAAACAUAUACAGAUUCAGCGGCGACCCUCCAUACACGCUCCGCCCCCUCCUAUUCCACCACGACUCCAAAAUAAUAAUCCAAUACGCACGAAGAAGCUUCACCGGCUUCCUCGGCCUCCCUCGAUCGACCUCGAUCCCCCCUUUAAGCGAAGACCAAGCCGAAGCUUGGCCGAAGUUCUCGAUACUCUCCAUUUCCUCGCGGAGAAAUACAAACUGGGGCUCAAUUUCCAGCGAUAUUCAGUACAUCAAUAAUUUGAGUGUUUUUCACGCGAGGGAUGGGUUUGUCGAUACUCCUGAGAAGACACGCCAUCUCUUGCGCCUGUGGCUGCGGAACGAGGAAUUGGCAUGGAAGCUCCCUGAGAAGCUCGAGCCGAUUUGGAAGAGGUUGUAUUACUCCGCAACUUCCCCUGACGAGCACCGAUUCCCUGUGGAGCCUGAGAUUCGCGCGGCUUCAAAGGGAUAUGCAACGUAA
Molecule: messenger RNA, 519 nt
Organism: Laccaria bicolor S238N-H82
Lineage: Eukaryota; Fungi; Basidiomycota; Agaricomycetes; Agaricales; Hydnangiaceae
Exons: 2
Coding region: 1-519 (172 amino acids)
Molecular function (GO): oxidoreductase activity
Source: RefSeq, a predicted model, not a curated record